Molecule: messenger RNA, 4123 nt
Organism: Brienomyrus brachyistius
Lineage: Eukaryota; Metazoa; Chordata; Actinopteri; Osteoglossiformes; Mormyridae
Product: transcription initiation factor TFIID subunit 4-like
Exons: 15
Coding region: 436-2847 (803 amino acids)
Biological process (GO): transcription initiation at RNA polymerase II promoter; DNA-templated transcription
Cellular component (GO): transcription factor TFIID complex
Molecular function (GO): protein heterodimerization activity; RNA polymerase II general transcription initiation factor activity; DNA binding
Source: RefSeq, a predicted model, not a curated record
CACAUGGGUACAUAAACAUGGCUGCGCUCACUGUGCGUGGUGAGUUGGACGAUCAUACCCAGAAGGCAAACUCUGGACGGUGUUGGAGGUGCGCUUUCCCCUUCCUCAAGUGUUAGCUUUUGAGCGUGUGAGGUGGGGCAGGAGCCCCGCAGACUGGGAGGACCGCGUGCCGCUUCAGCACGCGCCGUCAGCACGCCGGCGCGCAUUCAGGCUGUCUUCGCUUUGUUGCCAAGUGCUACUUCAAGGUGAAAGCGAAACCGCGCUUUUUAAAUCAAUAUGAUGCCGCAUUUGGCCGCAUUCUCACAAAGUAAUCGUAAGGUACAGCCUGCUUAGCUCCCCGACCUCUCUACGUCAACGUUAAUGUGAGCCAGCUUCUCUCGGGUCGCCUGAACUUUAAAGUAACUAUUCCCAAGUUAGGAGCGACGACAGCAUUAAAUGUCAUUCUCCGAAACCGAAGCGAAGGUGGAGGAGACGUCGAGUCAGUUGCAAGGGGGAGCGCCGGCUGUUACCGCUACGCCUGACAUUGGGCCGGUCGAUGUACCGUGCGUUAAUGGCAGCGGCGACUCGGCUGGAUUGCGUCCAGAGGCCGCUUGCGGUGGGUGCGCGCCUCCUGCUGUGAGUGCGUCGCCUGCCGCCGUGUCCGACCCCCCCAUCGCUGUCCCGCACCCGGUACCCGCUCAGACGAUGGCGGUCGCCUGCAGCCAGCUGAGCGCAAAUGUUUUAAACUGCAGAACAAAGUCACCCGUAGGCAACGCGGCGCCCAAAGCUAUAACUGGCGGUGGCUCGCCCAUCGUGUCCAGCACUGGUACCAAAAUCAGUACCAAAAUUAUUCAAGUGAGCACUUCGGUGUCGUCAGGAGCUGGAAACGCUGGGGGCCAGGCCGGCUACGGUGUGGGCUUGGUCGCAGUGCCAAACACUGGAUCGGUUACAACUGGUGUGGCACCUGCUUCCAAAGUGACACGAGUAGCGACUAUAACCCAGGGGCCCUCCAAGGGUGCUGUCAUCACUCUGCCGAGGGCGGCCGUUCCUCAGCAAAGCACGGGGCCCCGAGCACCCGUCAGUACCACCGUCCAACUGCCAGCCAAUUUCCAGAUUCCUCAAGGUAUGGUGCUCAUCCGGAGUGACAGUGGGCAGCUGAUGCUGGUGUCCCAGCAGGCCCUAGCGCAGGCUCAAGCCCAGGGGAUAGUUCCUAGACCCUCUACAGGAGCUGCCCUUGUUAGAGUGCCAGUGCCACAGGCUUCCACAUCAGCGAUAAUUAAAAAACCAGACACCGCCCAUGUAAUAAAAGUGCCCCCUCCACCAAAUGAUGCAGCAGUGUCUUCGUUCCAGAAGGUAUCUGUCGUAAAGGCAUUAAAUAGCACUGGUCAGACUGGACGACCGGCUCUGCCCACACCUGGACCGGCACCUUUGAUCAUUCCUGCUAAAAGCGAGACCGCCAAGACUGCACCCACAGCCAUCUCUGCCGAAACCCUUGAGAAUGUCAAGAAGUGCAAGAACUUUCUGGUGACGUUAAUUAAGCUGGCAUCCAGCGGUACCCAUUCAGCCGAAAUGGCGAACAAUGUCAAGGAACUAGUUAGGAAUCUUCUUGAUGGAAAAAUCGAACCGGAGGAAUUUACUGACCGGCUGUAUACUGAGCUGAAGUCGUCUCCCCAGCCAUAUCUUGUUCCAUUUCUUAAGAGGAGUCUUCCUGCUGUCCGGCAGCUGACCCCAAGCUCCCAGCUUUUCAUCCAGCAGUGUGACCCGCAGCCAGCUGCCAAACCCCCACCCGCAGCCUCGCCUACCCUGGCAUCGACUGGUGCUGCAAACAAGGCCCAGCCCCUAAAACCCGUACAGCCAAACCGGCCCACCCAGCUGGUGAUUCACCAGCCCAGAGGGGUCAUGAUAAAACAGUCUGUGACGACAGCGCAGUCUGUGCCUGUGCUGGGCCAUGGCCAACAAGCUCAGCGAAGGCCUGUGCCGCAAACUGCCACAAAUCCCACGGGAGGUAUUAUAAAGCAGGGUCCUCUUCAGGUGUCGAAAAUGAACAGCAUGCUGCCUCCCCAGGUGCAGAAAAACAGCUUCAGGGACAACAUGCUUGGGACCUUCAGAGACGAAGAUGACAUCAAUGAUGUGGCCUCCAUGGCAGGGGUGAACCUGAGCGAAGAGAGCGCCCGCAUCCUCGCCACUAACGCGGAGCACGUGGGCUCCAUCGUACGCUCCUGCCGAGACGAGCCGUUUCUCCCGGCUGGUAUCUUGCAGAAGCGGAUUAUGGACACUGGUAAGAGGCACGGCAUAGCAGAUGUCAGCCCGGAUGCAGUCAGCCUGGUUUCCCAUGCGACGCAGGAGCGACUCAGGGGGCUGUUGGAGAAACUCACGGCAGUGGCACAGCAUCGCAAGAUAUCCCACAAGGAUGACUUCCAUCAAAGGCAAAUAAGUGACACCCGGUCGCAGCUUAAAUUCCUAGAGCAGCUAGACCGUCUGGAGAAGCAACGCAAGGAACAGGAGGAGCGUGAGAUUCUGCUGCGCGUGGCCAAAAGUCGCUCCAACCGCGAAGACCCAGAGCAGCUCCGGCUGAAGCAGAAAGCCAAAGAGAUGCAGCAAUUGGAAUUGGCGCAGAUGCAACAGAGAGAUGCAAAUCUCACGGCGCUGGCAGCGAUUGGGCCUAGGAAGAAGCGCCCAUUCGAUUCCCUGGGCUACGGAUCGGGGAAUGAGGUUCCAGGUGCUCUACCUUCCUCUGUUCUGCCUCCCCAAAAGCCGCAGCCCCUCCAGAGGGUCACCAGGGUCUGCCUACGGGACCUCCUGUUUUGCAUGGAGCAGGAUUUGUCGCUCAGACACUCUCUGUGCCUGUACCGGGCCUUCUUAAGAUAGCUGCACAUGCCCAACCAUGACGAUAAACGCUGAGGACGGUCACUCACAGUCCUGGGUUGGUGCAGAUCUACGCAAUAGGUCCGGUACCGUGUCUGACCUGUGCCUCAUGGUUAGGACGACACGUUGGGUGUGAUGUUUACACAGGGCCGGCCACUGCGUUCGCUAUGUUCCCUCCAUACCAUCCAUGGGUAACGUGCUUCCUUUGGCUGGUUUCAUGCGCAGGGAUUACUUUGCCAAAGCUAAGAAAUUCCAGGAAAAAAUGUUCAAACAUGGGUAUGCUUCCCAGUUAAGCCAUAGUCACUAAGCUGUGCCUUGCUGGAUGAUUGUACUUCAUUAAAAUAGAUUUUUGUUAAAGGAAUUUAACUUAAGCAAUUAAGAUGUGGUUUAUUUCUAUGUAUGGACCAAAUUUUGCUGAGGUUAAAAAGGGUAAAAGAAAACGUUAUAUCAGGAAUUACCCAUUGCUCUUUGUGGGUUAAGGAUGCAUUUUCCUGACAUUGAAUUUUUACUCAUCUGUUUGUAAAUGCGUCUUUGUGUGUGAAGUAAUGGAAAAGAAUCAUAUUUCAGUCGCACCAAAGGGUAAAAUGUUAUGUUGAGGCUAAGGUUUCCAAGUUUGUUGAGUUAGUAUCUGAGUUCUACACCAGUUAUAAGACAGCCACACCAAUAUUUGUAAUGAUGUUGUGAAUUGCAGAAGUUUGUUUUGGUUGGAAUUGUCCAGAAUUAGUGAAUUGAAAACCAUUAUUUCUUAUCCUGUUUUUGUGUACUUUAUUUGCAGGGUAUCUGAAUUGGCCCUUAUUUUUCUUCAUUAUUAAAAAAAAAAUUGGGGAAAUUUAACUUAAUUGGGGAGAAGGGAAAUGUGUUGUGGCGAAUCAAAAAAAUUGGCAUUAUUGUUAUGGACACAAGUGGUCAGGAUCUGUCUCUUGUUGGUUUCGGCGAUGUUCCUUAUUGCCUCGGUGGGAAGUGGUGGCAUUCUGUGUCUGAUCUGCAGUGGAAGCCUGUUAGCUCUGUCCAAAUGUACUGUAGGGAAAUUUCAUUGGCAAUAAUGUUCAUUCACUGUUUACAGAGUUUGCUUUGGACAGAUUUCUUGGUGGGCUGGGUCGGGGGGAGGAGAGUGUGGGGUUGCUGGAUACCAGGAGUGGAAAAAUAGAUUUUCUUUCUCCUGAAACAUGGGAUAUCACUGAGGGCUUCCUUAAUGUGUCAUGGACCGUAUCAUUUUUUGACCUUUAUGUUUCUGAUUUUGUUAUCCAUGAUGGUUUAAUAUGUUAAAAAUAAAAUCAGC